Sinocyclocheilus grahami is the source of this 720-nucleotide messenger RNA. RefSeq names its product ras-related protein Rab-39B-like. The transcript is spliced from 2 exons. The record is from RefSeq and is a predicted model, not a curated record. NCBI's taxonomy places the organism in Eukaryota, Metazoa, Chordata, Actinopteri, Cypriniformes, Cyprinidae. The coding region runs from base 28 to 672 and encodes 214 amino acids. Gene Ontology annotation, molecular function: GTPase activity; GTP binding.
GGUCAAAUCUUUAAGGAUCCUGGAGCAAUGUCAGCUGUCAUGAAUGGUACUGAGUGCCUGUACGGUUUUAAAAUCAUCAUGAUAGGUGACGGUAAUGUGGGCAAGUCAUGCAUACUGUAUAGAUACUUAAAUGGCUUGUUUCCAGAAAAAAUAAAUUGCACCAUUGGAGUGGACUUCUGCAAUCACAUCCUAGAGGUGGAGCCUGGCGUGAGAGUACAGCUACAGAUUUGGGAUACGACUGGUCAUGAAGCAUUUUGGAAUCGUCAGCUUAUCCAGCCUUACAUUCCUCAUUCAGCUGGAUGCCUGCUGGUGUUUGACCUGGGCAAUCGUGAGUCUUUCAGAGUCAUUAAGCAUCAGUACACAGAGGUGUGUAAUAGAGUGAAUCCAUACACUGUCCUCUUUGUACUUGUGGGACACAAGUGUGACAGAAAUGAACGAGAAGUGAAUCAAGAGGAGGUGGAACAGUUCGCAAGUGAAUUGGGAGCGCCGUACAUUGAGGCCUCAGCCAUAACGGGUCACAAUGUGGCAGAAGCUUUUGAGCUGUUGGCCCGGCGCAUUUAUCAGGGCUAUCUGAGUGGAGAGGUGCGCUUACAUGAACGCUGGGGCAAGAUCCAUGAAAACAAAACCAACAAAGAUGAGCCAGCUGGAAACAGCAAAUGCAGUGUCUCAUAAAGUUAACAUGAGACUGCAUUUUUCCCAUUGAUGGCCAUUUAAAGUAUA